UGGGGCACCUAUGAAAAGUAGUUAACAUCCAACUCAGGUGGUGUUUCUUUACCUUGGACGAGAGCACAGAUCAUCCUUCCGUCCGUCCGACUGGAAGCCCCCUCUGGAUCUCAUGAUGAUUGUUUUUCUUUCUUGCCUGUGAGAUUCGUCCUCCAGGACGACCAGCAUUUCUAAACUCAUUAUCACAACAUCCUAAACACACUUAUCUAGACACCCACCUGGCUCCUCUGGCUGUCCAGGAGUUCACUGGAUCUCCACUAGUGGUCCAUGAUGUUCAGCUCUGGGCAGCUCCUCUCUUCUCUCAACCCUGGCGUUCUGCACUCCCCGGCGACUCAGUUCUUCCCUGCGUUCCCCAGCAGGCUGGGCCAUCCUCAGCUCCUCAUUCCCGCUCCGCUGCUCAGCUACGAGCUUCUCCGCACCUACCUACAGCCUGAACCUUGUAAACAGGCUCUGCUCCUGGCCUCGCAGGCAUCUUCCUUGGUCCGGCUUUCCACCGACACUGAUGAGCCACGGCCUGCCAAGCAGCGGCGCGCUCGUGCCAACUACAGCAGCUGGCAGCUGGAAGAGCUGGAGAAGGCCUUCAAGAGCACGCACUACCCUGAUGUGUUCAUGCGCGAGGCCCUGGCGCUCCGACUGGACUUAAUCGAGGCUAGAGUUCAGGUCUGGUUCCAGAACCGCAGGGCGAAGAUGCGCCGUCAGAUGAAGCUUCAAGGCCAGAGCGGAGACCUGUGUGCUCGAAAAGACACGGAGUCUAGGCAGCCAGCGCCGCCCAGGAGGAUCGCCGAGUCGGACGUCGACAUGGUCCCCUGCUGGGACAGCGAACAGGAGAGGGGCGUUGGACACAGGCUGCACCUGGGGGCCAGGGAGAUGGGAGAGACCAGUCCCGAGGAGUUCCGCUUCUGCAGCAUCGCCAAACUGAGGGCCAAAGCCAGGGAUUACGAGGCCGAGAUCCACAGCACCGCAGCCAAGGGGGAGAGGAAGUGGUGCUUAAAAGCUCAGAUGUCUGAAAGUGAAUGACAAAAGCAUGGGUUCUGAACUCCGGUGCGGUAGACGUGGGAAUAUCUGAAUUCCUGUGGGGUUAUUUAUUGUCUACUUAUUCUUACACAAGGUGGAGAUGAUGUUUUAGGUAUAAGUAUUAAUUAAUACUAAACUGUUUCUGUUAUGUAAUAGUAAUCAUUUCAGAUUGCUUUCCCAACAGCUGGUCAUUUUACCUUCAGUUCAAAAUAAACUGG
Clarias gariepinus (North African catfish) is the source of this 1232-nucleotide messenger RNA. Its product is annotated as visual system homeobox 2. The transcript is spliced from 3 exons. Gene Ontology annotation, biological process: regulation of DNA-templated transcription. Gene Ontology annotation, molecular function: sequence-specific double-stranded DNA binding; DNA-binding transcription factor activity, RNA polymerase II-specific. Lineage: Eukaryota; Metazoa; Chordata; Actinopteri; Siluriformes; Clariidae. The record is from RefSeq and is a predicted model, not a curated record. The coding region runs from base 268 to 1017 and encodes 249 amino acids.